ACAGCUUUAUCUCCGCGGGUUCGAGGAGCAGGUCGCGCGUUAUAAAUACAGCCUCCAGCCGGAUAGAAUAAAAUGAGCAUCGACAGCCAAGGGAUCCGCGUCCGGCCACCACUCCAUGAUCUCAGUGAGAAGGAUGCUGCAGCAAGCUCUCAGAGUAUCCGGCCGGAGCGCCUUCCCCCUGGUCAAGUGGAUGGAGAGGUGGGCUGAGGGCGCAGCGGCGGGUCCGGAGGGGACCAAGCAGCAGCUCGCAGGGAAGACUCUGGACGACAUGCCCGGACCGACGGUCGCCAGUUUCGCCUGGGACUUGUUUGCCAAGCGAGGGCUGUCACGGCUGCACGAGUUACAGCUGGAAGGAGUGCAGCGGUACGGCCCCAUGUGGAAGGCAAGCUUCGGCCCCAUCCUGACGGUUCACGUGGCCGAUCCGGCUCUCAUUGAGCAGGUACUGAGACAGGAGGGCCAGUACCCCAUGCGCUCUGACCUUUCAUCCUGGAAGGACUACAGGAAGCUCAGAGGACAUCACUACGGACUCCUGACGUCUGAGGGGGAGGAGUGGCAGGCGGUCAGAAGUCUCCUGGGGAAGCACAUGCUGCGGCCGAAGGCAGUCGAAGCUUAUGACAAAACCUUGAACAGCGUGGUCAGUGACCUCAUUGCCAAACUUCGCCUUCGCACACGUCCUCGAGGCCUCGUCACGGACAUCGCCAGCGAGUUCUAUCGCUUUGGCCUGGAGGGCAUCUCCUCCGUAUUGUUUGAAUCCAGAAUUGGCUGCCUGGAUGCCGUUGUUCCUGAAGAGACAGAGCGUUUUAUCCAGUCGAUCAACACCAUGUUUGUAAUGACGCUUCUCACCAUGGCCAUGCCAAGUUGGUUGCACCAGCUGUUCCCUAAACCCUGGAACAUCUUUUGUCAGUGCUGGGACUACAUGUUUGACUUCGCUAAAGGUCACAUCGACCAGCGUCUGACGGCAGAAGCAGAGAAAGUCGCCUCUGGAGAAAAAGUGGAGGGCCGCUAUCUCACCUACUUCCUGUCCCAGACAGGGCUGCCCAUGAAGACCGUCUACAGCAACGUCACAGAGCUGCUUCUUGCAGGAGUUGACACAAUCUCCAGCACUAUGUCCUGGUCUUUGUAUGAGCUGUCCCGUCACCCUGAGGUGCAGGCCUCGCUCCGGGAUGAAGUGUUGACUGUACUGCAGGGUCGUCGCGUACCGGAGGCAGCCGAUGUUGCUCGCAUGCCUCUCCUGAAGGCCACAGUUAAAGAAGUGUUAAGGUUGUACCCUGUUAUUCCCGCCAAUGCACGAGUCAUCACUGAGAGAGACAUCCAGGUUGGAGGCUACCUCGUCCCUAAAAAUACUUUGAUCACUCUCUGCCACUUUGCAACAUCACGGGAUCCAGCAGUGUUUCCAAACCCAGAUGAAUUCCAGCCCCAUCGAUGGUUGAACAAGGACCAGACUCAUCACCCGUAUGCCUCUGUACCUUUUGGGGUGGGAAAACGCAGCUGCAUAGGCCGCCGUAUUGCUGAGCUGGAGCUCUACCUUGCUCUUGCCAGGAUCCUAAUAGAGUUUGAUGUGAAGCCGGACCCAGAAGGGGUUUCCGUGAAGCCCAUGACACGGACGCUUCUAGUUCCUGAAAAUGUCAUUAACCUGCAGUUUAUCGAACGAUGACCCACUCUCCCGAGCGGUUCAGUUACGUGAACGUGAACGUGAGACUCUUGGCAGCAGAGAGCACGAGCAGGCAGAGUUACCACAGGAGCUGUGAGCCCGUUGCAUUGCAGCGGAUCACGUCAGAGCGGACCUUCAACCCUCCACAAAUCAAAGACCAAAGCCCUCCAUACCCGCAACCUUGUUUGUGGAGGUUGACAUGUGGAGACGGACAAACGGGAGAAGGAUGAGGAGGAGUGAAGGCACAUCACUGAGACAUUCCCCUGGGAGCGGUUUAACUCCAAAUUUCAAUCUGUCUCUUUUUUUUUUUUUUAAACAUAAAAUCACCAUUAUAGCACUUAUUUGCACAGAGGCCAAAAGCAAGCCAGUGAUCUCCUACAAUAUGUUUAACAAAUAGUCUUCAUACUUUCAUUUCAUCCUUAACGUGAGUCACACCAUUACAUAGGAUUUGACUUAACAUGUCGGUAUUUGAAGCAGAUUUCUGAUUAAGCCCUCGCAAAUGUGAUUAAGAACUGUGUUCAUAUAUAACACGAGCUUCCACACUCUUAACUACAUACAGCAGUAUCAGCGAUUUCCUGUGUGUCCUGAUCGUGUAAAUGUUUCAUUUCAGGACCGUCUGUGUACAUGUUAUUCCAGUUUUCCAGCAACGACAUUACAUGUCUCAUAAAGUCUGAGAUGCACAGUGCGUCAUGAAUUAUUGAAGAGUACUAGGAGAGCUUCAGACUGGCACAAGAGCACAGUUUCUAACAUCUCCAGCUCUUAUUGAGAUACUAGUUAGAUUUUAAACAUGUUGAUAAAAAUGUCUUUCAUAAGGUGCUUAUGGUGAAAAACUUUUAGUGAUGGGUUCCUUUUUUUUUUGUUGAAAAUAUCCACAAAAAUGGCAGCUGUUGAAAAUAUUCCUGUGCAGAAAUACAUGGUGCCACUGUUUUAAAACCCAAAACUAUUCUGCACUCAGACUUUGUAAAUCUGCCUGUCUUGUCUUUGAAAUUUAAAUGUAUGCAACAAUUCAACACUGCAGCACAAUGCAAGUUUAUCUGUCUGUAAUUUUUUUUUUUUUUUUUACGUCUAAACCUACUAUGACUGAUAUUUCACCGUUUUGUAAACUUCAGUAUCUGAAUUCUGUAUUUAUUCUAAUUUAACAUAUUUUGAAACUGUUACUGUAAAUGUCAAUAAAAGGUUUCAAGUGAA
This is a messenger RNA of Thunnus maccoyii (southern bluefin tuna), 2839 nucleotides long. RefSeq names its product 25-hydroxyvitamin D-1 alpha hydroxylase, mitochondrial (gene cyp27b1). The transcript has 9 exons. Gene Ontology annotation, cellular component: mitochondrial inner membrane. The record is from RefSeq and is a predicted model, not a curated record. Gene Ontology annotation, molecular function: oxidoreductase activity, acting on paired donors, with incorporation or reduction of molecular oxygen; monooxygenase activity; iron ion binding. Gene Ontology annotation, biological process: cellular response to peptide hormone stimulus; glucocorticoid biosynthetic process; cortisol metabolic process. Lineage: Eukaryota; Metazoa; Chordata; Actinopteri; Scombriformes; Scombridae. Bases 116 to 1654 code for a protein of 512 amino acids.